Messenger RNA from Triplophysa rosa, 2108 nucleotides. Its product is annotated as solute carrier family 22 member 4-like. Lineage: Eukaryota; Metazoa; Chordata; Actinopteri; Cypriniformes; Nemacheilidae. Bases 250 to 1902 code for a protein of 550 amino acids. Gene Ontology annotation, cellular component: membrane. Gene Ontology annotation, molecular function: transmembrane transporter activity. Gene Ontology annotation, biological process: transmembrane transport. The transcript is spliced from 12 exons. The record is from RefSeq and is a predicted model, not a curated record.
GCUGUGAGUCGCGCGCACUUGCUGAAAUAUCCACAUGAAGAACAGAAGGAAGAAAAUGCAUCGACUGGCGUGAUUCGCUCAAUAAUAUAUGUUCAGAUUUCUUGUUCUUUAUUGGCGCUUGAGGUGUUUGGGCUUGACUUAAGCUGUGAGAGACUGACAGCUGAAUUCAGUUUCUUCAUCACAUCUUUAACGUUCAGCGGCUUCCACCACCUAAAUCGCACAGUGAGUGCAGAAGCGCUGAACGGAGACAUGAAGGAUUACGAAGAGACCACAGCUUUUCUGGGCACAUGGGGCCCGUUCCAAAAGAUGGUCUUUAUCCUUCUGUGUACCAGCACCAUUCCAAACGGAUUCAGUGCCUUCUCCGUCAUAUUCCUGGCCGAUAUUCCACCUCAUCACUGCCGUAUUCCGGAUUCUAACCUGAGUGACGCGUGGAGGAACGCCAGCAUUCCCUUACAGCAGGUGGAAGGAAAACUGGAACGCGUCAAGUGUUCCAGAUAUAGCCUUGAUGUGAUCCGAAACUUUUCCAGUCUGGGUUUCAUGCCACACGAUGUCAAUCUCACAGACAUUAUGACAGAGAGCUGUGCUGAUGGAUGGGUCUACAGCAAGGACAUCUAUCAAUCCACCAUUGUUUCAGAGUUUGAUCUGGUUUGCAACAACAAUUGGAAGCAGCCAUUCACCUCGUCCAUUUAUUUUCUGGGUGUUCUCUGUGGAUCCUUCUUUUCAGGACAGCUCUCUGACAGGUUUGGCAGAAAACCAGUUCUCUUCACAACCAUGAUGGUGCAAACGUUCUUCACCUUCAUUCAAGUCUUCUCUCCAUCAUGGGAGGUGUUCUCCAUCCUCUUCUUCGUAGUUGGGUUGGGACAGAUUUCAAACUACGUGGCAGCGUUUGUGUUGGGAGCAGAACUUUUCUCCGGCUCUGUGCGGGUCCUGUACACGGCGCUGGGUGUCGGUCUGUUCUUCGCCAUCGGUUAUAUGAUGCUUCCUCUCAUCGCGUUUUACAUUCGUGAUUGGAGGAUGCUGUUGGUGGCGAUGUCUGUGCCGGGUCUCAUCUACAUUCCUCUCUGGUGGUUUAUUCCCGAGUCUCCACGCUGGCUGCUGUCUCAGGGCAGAACGCUGGAAGCUGAACAGGUUCUGAGAGACGCUUGUAAGAAAAACAAAGUCACUAUCCCCAAAAUCAUCUUCAAACCCUCUGAGGAUGAAGGACAAACCUGCCAACCAAACGAUAAAAACAACAUUUGGGACCUUGUGAGGACACGCAACAUUAGACACACUACUCUCAUCUUGUUUCUGGUGUGGAUGACUCUCAGUAUGGGUUACUUCGGUCUUUCUCUCAACACGUCACGUCUACACGGCAGUCCAUUUCUCAACUGCUUCAUCUCGGCCGCCAUCGAGGUGCCCGCUUAUGUUCUGGGAUGGCUCUCUCUUCGCUGUGGACCGAGGAGAUUAGCCUGUUCUGCUAGCAUGCUUCUGGGUGGAGGAGUGCUGUACUUCAUUCAGUUAGUACCGGCAGAUCUGCCUGCUCUGUCCACUGCAUUUGAAAUGUUGGGUAAGUUUGGGAUGGCUAUCGGAACUGCCCUGAUGUUUGUGUACACAGGAGAGAUUUAUCCUACAGUCCUGAGGAAUACAGCCGUGGGCUCCUGUGCGAUGGUCUCUCGCAUUGGCAGUGCUGUUGCUCCCUACUUUAUUCAUUUGAGCAUCUUUUAUAAAAGUUUACCUCACAUGAUUCUGGGAAGUUUGUGUGUUCUGUCAGCUGUAAGUACACUGUUUCUGCCCGAGACUUUCAGACGACCUCUUCCUGAAACAAUACAACACAUGCAGAAGAGACAGAUGCUGAGAUGUCCAUGUGUGUCGGGAGAAGAGACAAAUGAUGCAGGAGUGGGUAGAGAAGAGCACUGGCUGUGAAGAAACUCUUCAUCUUUCACAACAUCACGUCUCGUCUCAUCUUUUGCUUUUGCAUCUUAAAACAUUUAAAGAACGCACAUCCACUUUGUGAACAUGGUUGUAUCUGAAUGAUGGGAAGCUGUAUGUUGUACUGAAGUUCUUAAAGGAAUAGUUCACCCAAACAUGAUCUUCAUUGACUUGACUUUUUUUUAUUGCUACUAUGGAAG